Guyanagaster necrorhizus is the source of this 1251-nucleotide messenger RNA. RefSeq lists its product as uncharacterized. Lineage: Eukaryota; Fungi; Basidiomycota; Agaricomycetes; Agaricales; Physalacriaceae. Bases 142 to 999 code for a protein of 285 amino acids. The record is from RefSeq and is a predicted model, not a curated record. The transcript has 7 exons. Gene Ontology annotation, molecular function: protein binding.
GGAAACCAAAAGUUGGGAGACAUAUCUGCACUUCUACCGAAAAGAGCAGAGUGGCUUUUCCGAGACAACGCCUCUGAUUCAUAAUCAAGAACCGGCCCCUUUCCCGACUACCGUCAUCUCAACAGAUUCUUUUCUUUCAAUAUGCCUCUAAGACGCUCUGCAAAAACGGCGGUUCCUUCUAAACGAAAGAGUCUCGCUGAGCCCCAAUUCGGAGAUGAGGACAGCGAGAGGUACAACGAUUUCGAAGGAGAGUUGAAGCUUAGUCCAGCCAAACGAAGACCAACGAUCCCAAAUAUGGGAACAGCUAGAAAACGAACAAAGAUAACGAAGGUUACAGAGUCAGAACGAAAGAAAACUGGGAAAAAGCGAGAUGUCAGUCUGUUAACGACGAUGCCGCUGGAUAUUCUCUUUACGAUCUUUGGCAUGCUUUUUCCUCGAGACCUCAUCAAUCUAUCGCGAGUCGACGCAAAUUUCUGUCGCAUUUUGACUGCGCAUAAUGUAUCGUUUGUGUGGAAGGCGGCGAGGGAAGCUGAAGGGGUAAGCGAACCCCUUCACGGAAUUCCUGAAUAUCGUUGGGUGAACCUUUUAUGUGGGAAUUCAGUCUGCGAUUUCUGCCGAGCAAAGAAGGCCACUGUUGACUGGAUGCUUCGCCGACGUGUCUGCAAGCGAUGCCUAAAGUCAAACUUAAUAUGUGCAUCAAGGAUAACAAGGCGUUUCCCCGAUGUCAACGACAAUGUCUUGAGCCUGAUACCGCUCACCAACGUUGGACCACGAAAAAAGCACGCCCGCAGCGGCUACUAUUGGAUCUCUGACAUCAUGGACACCCAAGCAAGGAUGAAGGAGCUAGAAGUCCAGCCUCAGCGUCUAGCCGAAUUUCGAACGGAGCGGAAGAACUUGGUUGAAGGCAUAAGCAGGGACGCGGGACGGUGCAGAGCAUGGACUCGCGCUUAUGCUCGGAAGACCGCUCGUGAAUCAGGACGCCGGAGGUUUUCUUCGUAGGCCUGCUUUGAUUGAUGCUUGUCUAAGUGCUCUCUAGUAUACAGAUCUUCCUGUUUGACUUGGGUUACACCAAGCAGGAGCUCGACUAUGUCAUUAUCCGGACAUAACUAUCGACUUGGGAAGAUGGAGGGGAGGAGAAGGGAUAAAAGUGUGUGUGUGACGUGGAGCGAAAUGAUGAGCUGGAAAAGAAGGACCAAACCUUUUUCUCCCCACCAAUGUCAUCAUCAUUUUCCAUACACAGACGUGCUGCGA